Messenger RNA from Gopherus evgoodei (Goodes thornscrub tortoise), 7089 nucleotides. RefSeq names its product solute carrier family 18 member A2 (gene SLC18A2). The record is from RefSeq and is a predicted model, not a curated record. Gene Ontology annotation, cellular component: terminal bouton; synaptic vesicle membrane. Gene Ontology annotation, molecular function: serotonin:sodium:chloride symporter activity; xenobiotic transmembrane transporter activity. Gene Ontology annotation, biological process: aminergic neurotransmitter loading into synaptic vesicle; transmembrane transport; xenobiotic transport. The transcript has 17 exons. Lineage: Eukaryota; Metazoa; Chordata; Testudines; Testudinidae. The coding region runs from base 220 to 1779 and encodes 519 amino acids.
AGGCGCCCGGGGCUCUCAGCGCUGCUCCCCCCGGCCCAGCAGGACGCCAGAGCGGAGCCCAGGCGGGCAGGACCCGCGGAGAGCGGACGGAGACCAGCAGCAAAGGAGCCGCGCCGGAUUCACGCCAGGUGCUGCCUUCUCUCCUGAGACGGGGCUCCCAAGAACAGUUCGGCCGCACUAUAUUUGGAGUGUAAGUCGUUGCCUGAGGGAGCCUAAGCCAUGGCUUGGAAUGAAUUCAGUGUCCUCAGCUGGCUCAGGGAGAGUCGGCAGUCCCGAAAACUAAUUCUGCUUAUUGUUUUCAUUGCAUUACUCCUGGACAACAUGCUGCUUACUGUAGUGGUGCCAAUAAUUCCAAGUUACUUGUACAGCAUUAAACACCAGAAAAAUGAAACAGAAAUCCAGACUAUGAGACCUGAGAUAGCUGCUUCAACUGUGGUCAGUUUUCAAAGCAUCUUCUCCUAUUAUGACAACUCCACAAUGGAUACUGGAAGUCAGUCUGAUAGGACAAGAUCAAGAGAUUUGUUUCAUACUCAGACAGAGCAAAUGGUGGUAAAUGUGACUAACGUACCAUCUGAUUGCCCCACGGAAGACAAGGACUUGCUAAAUGAAAAUGUCCAAGUUGGUUUAUUGUUCGCUUCUAAAGCCACUGUGCAGCUAAUCACAAACCCUUUCAUAGGACCAAUGACAAACAGAAUAGGCUACCAGAUUCCAAUGUUUGCUGGCUUCUGCAUCAUGUUUCUGUCAACAAUUAUGUUUGCCUUCUCGGGAAGCUAUACAUUGCUUUUCAUAGCAAGAUCUCUUCAAGGAGUGGGUUCCUCCUGUUCUUCUGUGGCUGGGAUGGGUAUGCUGGCCAGUGUUUAUACAAAUGAUGAAGAGAGAGGCAAUGCAAUGGGAAUUGCAUUAGGAGGACUGGCUAUGGGAGUAUUAGUGGGUCCACCUUUUGGGAGUGUGAUGUAUGAGUUUGUGGGAAAGACAGCACCUUUCCUUGUGUUGGCAGCAUUAGCUCUGUUAGAUGGAGCUGUUCAGUUAGUUAUUCUACAACCAUCCAGAGCACAACCAGAAACUCAAAAAGGGACACCAUUAUUGACCCUCUUGAGAGAUCCAUAUAUCAUUAUUGCCGCAGGAUCAAUCUGCUUUGCAAACAUGGCUAUUGCUAUGCUGGAACCAGCAUUGCCUAUCUGGAUGAUGGAGACCAUGUGUUCAAGAAAAUGGCAACUUGGCGUCGCUUUCCUUCCAGCUAGUAUCUCUUAUCUUAUUGGAACUAAUAUUUUUGGGGUACUUGCACACAAAAUGGGAAGGUGGCUUUGUGCUCUACUUGGGAUGAUAAUCGUGGGAAUAAGCAUUUUAUGUGUACCAUUUGCCAAAAACAUAUACGGGCUUAUAGCACCAAAUUUUGGGGUCGGGUUUGCCAUUGGAAUGGUGGAUUCCUCAAUGAUGCCAAUUAUGGGCUACCUUGUAGAUCUGCGUCAUGUUUCAGUCUAUGGCAGUGUGUAUGCAAUAGCUGAUGUUGCUUUCUGCAUGGGAUUUGCAUUAGGUCCCUCUGCUGGUGGUGCCAUUGCAAAGGCAAUUGGAUUUCCAUGGCUCAUGACAAUUAUAGGGAUUGUGGAUAUUCUCUUUGCUCCUCUAUGUUUUUUCCUUCGAAGUCCAUCUGCCAAGGAAGAAAAAAUGGCAAUACUCAUGGAUCAUAACUGUCCUCUUAAAACAAAAAUGUAUACUCAGAACAACGUCCAGUCAUAUCCAGUAGGUGAUGACGAAGAAUCUGAAAGUGAUGAAUAUUAAAAGCCAUAUUGAGUAUUUUGGUGUACACAAUGCAGUGUUUCUUGUGAAACAUCUCAUACAGAAAUAUGUUUUAGGUAUACUGUACUUUCAAUGGUGAAAUAGUAAAAAAACCAAAAGGUAUAUUAUUUAUUUCCCAUGGUUAUAAUGCAGAUUGCCAACUGCCUUAUAAAGAGAAAAUAGCUUUUAUAGGGGGUUUGUAUCGUGGUGAAAACUUUAUUUUAUGUAUUUAAUUUUAUUAAAUAUUAUACAGUAUAUUUUUGAUUAACUGUGUAGUUAAAUCUGUAUAAACAUUUGAAUCCAAACUAUAAUUUUCUAAAUCUUAUUCAUGGACAAUGACAUAAGAUUUCCUAGUUUGGACUCAUUAGUGGGUAAUGAGUUCUUGACAGUAAAAUGCUUCUAUUAAUUAUUCCUUUGAUUAAAAAAAUGUGAAGUUCAAAGAGUACACAACCUAUCCGACUCUCAGCUCUAUUAAAUGUACUGUGCUCUUUGAAGCACAUUCACAAGAGAUAAAGUCUAGAAUUAAGACAGCACUUUAUUACCAGUUGCUCAGCUCAGGGUCAUACAGUGCCAUCAAUUUUAGUUUCUUUGCAGAGCUCCCCAGAUGAUUCCAAAGGUGAGCUCUGCAUAAAAUUGAUGGCAUACUGAGACCUUACGGUAAGAAAAUACAACUUUUAAAAACAAAAAUUGUUUUCAGACAUAUCAGUGUAUUGCUAAAAAAGUUAAAACGUGUUUCUGAAGGAUGGGUACUGCUCUAACUCCAGUCUCUUGCUGGCUCAUCCACUAAAGGGUAUUGUCAUAGCUUCAGAAGAAACUGUGUAUUUGCUCUCUCACACAGGAGAUACUAUGGUUUCCAUCUGAUGUAUGAAGGAACGCUGGGCAAGUUUCAAGUCAGGAACUCACUUUGGAUAUAUAGGGAUGAAUUGAAAGGCCAGUGUUUGUUGGCUAUUAAUCUAAAAUAGCACUAGGCCAACUAAGGAAACAAAAGAUAAGGUCAAAAUCUGUAUGCAUCCCCCCUCUUAAAUAUAGAUGUAGCUGCACUGAAAUCAAUUCAGCUACGCCAAUUUAAACUAGCUGGGGAUCUGGCCAAGGACCUGUAAAUAUACAACAUAAUCAAAGUUAAAACAUUGCCAUUACUUUUUUGCCCUGUAAUAUAGUAUUAGAUAGCCAGACAGUCUUGGUGCUGGGAAAACUGGACAGAAGAGUAUUUGAUAUCUCCUGCUAAAAUUAUUUAUGUACAAGUGAGCUAUUAUACCUUCAAGAAGCGUUGACAUUUACAAUUUUUAUAUUCAGAUUUUAUUUUUGUCAUCUCAACUUUAUUUCAGGUACUACUUACACAUUCAUUUCAGGAUUUUUAUGAUUAGUUAAGAUCAUUGCAGUACCACAGUAUUUACAUUUAACAUCUUACUUGCAGGGCUCAACUUCGGUAGCUUUGACUAAACUAUUUUACACUGAUUUGCCUACAUGUCUAGAAAUUUUGUUUGUAUGUUUCUUUUAUUUGAAAAUGAAGUCAAAUUAUAAAUUUAGUCAAAAUGGAAAAGUAACAAAUAGCUCAUUAUCAAUACCUCUAGUUAUUUGAUGAGACUAAAUCUAAUGCAAUGAAAAUACUGCAUUAGACAAUCUUCUUAUCUGAGAAAAAUCAAACUUCUAAAGUAAACACUCAACAAAAAAUUGAAGUAUGUUUUUUAAUCUAGUGUUGUUUACAUGUAGUUUUUGUUUGUAAAUUAAAAUCUUUAUGUGCCUUCUUUCAUGUAUCACCAGAUGUUUUAUGUACUACAGCAGAUACUCUAUGUUUACAUAUGGUUUUGUAAAGCGUACAUAGUAUGGUCAGAAAGUAUGGAAAUGCUGUGAAUCAAAUCUCAAGUAUUGCUUUGUUCAUAAUUAUGCAGUAAGACUACAUAAAAUAAAUAAAUAAAAAGUAAUCUAAAAUAAAUUCAUGAUUUAUUGCAACACGGUACGGAAACUAUCUCAGCACUUUCUAUUCUGUUAUGGCUUGCACACACCAAGAAGUGGAAAGAAGGUAAUCAGAAUUUAUCAAAAGCAACAUUUAAUUCAUACCUAGUCUAUUUAUGAUUUCUAACAGGCAGGUUAAACGUUUCCAUGCCAGGAGACAAGAUGCCUGUGUAUAACCUGCUAAUGUAAAAUGACCUCCCAAGCAAUCUGACAAAUGAUUUUUGUUCCAAAUUUUAAUUUUUGUAAACUGUUCUAAUAAAUAAUGCAGAAAGAUGUAGAAGGGAUUACAAGGCAUACAGGACACUGUUCACUACUGAAUGGACAUAUGUAAGUAAGUGGAAGUUAUGAGGCCACACCACAGCAGGAAUUGACUCCUUACAAAGUAUGAAGGAUCAGAGCAGAGUCUUUGACAGAGUCUGAAAACUAACUUAUGCUAGUAACUAAUUUUGCAUGUGGCUGUCUUUUAUUAUAUUUUAUUGAUGCAACAGGGUUGACAGCAUUUCUGUAGUUUCCGACACACUUAAAUUACAAGAAAAUGAUUCCUUCUGUGCCUCACAAAAUAUUUGGAGGACAAACAUUUUUAAUACAACAGAGACUGAGAUUUGGCAAGUCUGUCACCAGUUCCUUCAGUCCACCGCAUUGGUUGCAACACCAACUAUAUGUAAACUGCCAUGAAGAGCAAUAUCCUUUCUACGGAGUUUUCUUUAAUAGAAGUAGUUUGUAUUUUCAAGAUUAGCAUUUUUUUAAAAAUAGCUUCAACUGUGAGAUUUAACAGUGAAUCUGCAUGACUAGGUAAUGGUAGAUAUGAAAUUCAUGUUUUGAUCACUGAAAUGAGUGAGAAAUGUGGUCUGCAAAUUAUGACUGUUCCUUUGGGAUUUGGAUUUUGCAAUGUGUAAUGAAACAGUAAAAUAGAUUAUUAGCAUUUUUCAUGGCCUUGAAAUUUGUUUCCAAACAAUUCUUUGCCUUAAAAUGUUAUAUCAUACAAAUCUGUAGAUCAAAAUAAAAAAAAAAAAAUCAAACUUCAGCCCAAGGAAAGAAGUAAGUCUUUUACUUUGUUUUUGUGAACAUUUCUGGUUGAUAUCAAUUGUUCAGUAGAAUUUAUUGCCCUGAAGUUGGAUCUAUAAUACUAACAUUUAAAUUUUAAUUAGAUACAGUAUAUUCAUCUGGAUGAAGUGCAAUCACCAAUUGCAUUCAUCAGUGUACUGUUUAAAUUCAUAUUUAGAUAACAUAAGUUGCUACAUUUAAAAGAUUAUAUGGAGAAAAAAGGUAGAAUGUCCUGUUCACUGGAUUUAUUUUUGCAUUUUUCUUGAUCAAUUAAAAAUUAAAAAAAAAUGAAAAUUAAGGGAGACAUUCACAUUGCUAUACAAAUCCCAAGUAAAUGAGCUUUGUGGGAGAGAUCCAUGAGGAGAGAUUCAGGCAGUCAGUUCAGUCCUCUUCAAGCAAGGAGCAGAAUGCAGAACAAGCGGACUAUGGCUCUGUGUAUCCCCCCAUUGUGGGGUUUCUAGUCAGUGUAUCCAAACAUAUCAUAGCUGUUCCCUAUCACUGUGCCCCCAACCCACCCAUAUCCCAUGGGAACAAUGGAGACCCUCUGUAUGGCCUCUCUCUCCCUCCCCCCCACCCAUAUACUAGAACCAUGAAAAUUCUGGGUUCUGUACUUUGGGUCUUCUGUGGCCAUGGAGGAACAGGUGGAUUUAAUCUCAAAUCAGUAUUAACAACCCAAUGGUACCUCAUGGCUGUAAUUAUAUUUACCUUUAACCACAUGGGAAACUUUGAAAAACAUUCUGUUUAGGAAUAAUUCUGCUGCUGUCAUUUAGUGUCUUUUUCUGUCCCUAUUUCCCCUAAAAAUAUUUGCUGCUUAGUAGCUUAUUUGCUGUGCUACUCCUCCUCCUCCUGUAGUUCUAAAUGUCUAUUUAUGACAAAGUACACAUUUCAGGAGAAUACAGAUGGGGAAUUAGCAGGAGGAACAAAUAAAGUGAGUAAACUGCAAGAAUUCUAUUUAAAAAAAUGUUACAGGGAAUAAAAAAAUAAAGCACGAGGAAGAAAAAAUAUAGGAUAGAUCAGAAUUAUUCUUAAACAGAGUGAAUCAGAUUGUUACCAUCAUUAGACCUAGUAGUAUUUGGACAGAGCCCAGAAGUCUUAAUCAAGGAUGAGUCCUGCUAUUCUAGGCAUGCUGCAAACAGUGAUAGAGUUACACCAUGUAUUUAUUUGGCCAAUGUUUUUGAAAAACUUCCAUAUUUUUUAAAUUGUGCUGAAUGUAAUUAAAAUACAUAUACUAAAUACAGAGAAUGCAUUAAAGGCUUAUACAGCAAAUCAGUAAUUUUACUUUUCUAUAAACAUGUAUUCUCCCCAGCCCCCAAAAGGUACUGCGGUUUCUAAAUUAUCAUACCUUAAAAAGUAAUUUUUAAAAUAUUGCAUUGCAGUAGUUUAACAGUGCAAAGAAGUAACUGAUAAUUUAGCAAAACUACUUUAUUAAAGCUUGUUCUCAUGAUAAAAUCAUAGCCAACAAAAUCAUAUCAGGCAGAGUUUCUGUAAAUAUUUGUAGCUGCCACCUAGCUACAUAUCACUAAAUCAAAUAUAUUCUCAUUUUCUGUGGUAUUCUUUAUUUUCAGCUAUUUACAGGAAAGCAAAGAUUACAUUAGGAAUGUAGUAUUACAGCUUUUCCUCAAGAGUCAGUGUUUAUUGUAAUUAAUGCCAGAUAAGAUUUUUAUGUUUUCCUUAUCACUCAAAUACAACUAUUUCCCCUCCCCAUUCAACAUAUUUAAAAAUAUUGCACUACAUUUUUUAUGUUUUACAAUCAUCAUUAGCAGUGUUAUAUGAAGAAAAUUAUAUCCAGCUUUUCAUAUCCAAUGUAUUACACAAUUAUGUAAUUUAAAACCUUGAAUGUGCUUUUGUGAAAAAACAAAAUUUAUGUUAUUUCUGCAGCAACUUCAUGCCUGGCGGAGUUUAAUGAUUUACUUGGAUAUAUUUGAAAGCUCUUAUGGUAAUCCAUAAUGAGUUAACACUGAUGGAGAUUUAGUCCAGAUUACCACCAAUGGUGAGCUACUCAAAAAUAAAAUGUGAAAGACAUAAUAUGCAUUUCAAUCAAGUAGACGGUUAAACAACUAUUUUAGUCAUUAAAAGGAUUUUAUUGUGUGACACUGUUUGCUGAAGCAGAAUUUUAAAAAGUGUAAUAUAUGCCUAUUUGAGCAUGGAUAGUGUUUUCCACACAUCAGCUAAAUAAUCAUCAGGUGUCCCAAAACUUCACCAAAAAAGGGUGUUGCAUGAGUGCAAAUAAUUGAUUUUACUUAAAGGUACAAAUAGGUUUUUCCUGCUGAAACUAUUUUUUUUUUGUCCCUCACAAAAUAAAUUGAGAGACAAAUU